CACAGGCACUGUUAAGAUUACUUCAUUUUGUUUUGGGACACGUAGACUGCGUCAAAAUUGCCUGGGCUAAACACACACACAUCGGAAACAAUGUCGGUCGAGUCAAUUGCAAAGGACACCAAGGAUGAAUCGUUCUACGAGUGUAACAUAUGUCUGGAGACCGCCCAGAAUGCCGUGGUCAGCAUGUGUGGCCACUUGUAUUGCUGGCCAUGUCUGCAUCAGUGGCUAAUGACGCAACCCAAUCGCAAACUGUGUCCCGUGUGCAAGUCCGCUGUGGAUAGAAACAAAGUCAUACCGCUGUACGGACGCAAUGACACAAGGCGGGAGGAUCCGCGGGACAAGACUCCGCCGCGUCCAAUUCCAAAUCGCUCGGAACCCGUGGCGGAGGUUGGAUUUGGUCGUGGUUUUCGCAUGUCCUUUGAUCUGAAUUUCCCCUUUGGCUCCCUAACAUCCUCUCUGAACUUGGGCGAGCCACGUAAUGCUGCUCCUAAUCGCGGCACACGGGUUUUGCCAGCCGAAGAACUCCUUUCCAAGUUCUUUCUCUACUUGGCCUUUAUACUCAUCGCUUGGCUGCUUUUCGCUUAGCAGCUUAAGAAUGCGAUCAAGAUCAACCAGAUGAAGUGCAAAUCGUCGGGAUGAAGUCGGUGCUUUUUAAAUUAUGUUUAGUGAAGUUUUCGGAGGAUCUAAUAGUCUAAUAGUAUCAAUGUAGUAUCGGUUGUCCCACAAUGUAAAACAAAAACGAAAAUAGUAAAUAUUUAAUUGCACUGCGAA
Molecule: messenger RNA, 771 nt
Organism: Drosophila yakuba
Lineage: Eukaryota; Metazoa; Arthropoda; Insecta; Diptera; Drosophilidae
Product: E3 ubiquitin-protein ligase RNF185
Exons: 1
Coding region: 91-585 (164 amino acids)
Biological process (GO): ubiquitin-dependent protein catabolic process
Cellular component (GO): endoplasmic reticulum
Molecular function (GO): ubiquitin protein ligase activity; ubiquitin-like protein conjugating enzyme binding
Source: RefSeq, a predicted model, not a curated record